Molecule: messenger RNA, 1369 nt
Organism: Alligator sinensis (Chinese alligator)
Lineage: Eukaryota; Metazoa; Chordata; Crocodylia; Alligatoridae
Gene: PIGC
Product: phosphatidylinositol glycan anchor biosynthesis class C
Exons: 2
Coding region: 286-1179 (297 amino acids)
Biological process (GO): GPI anchor biosynthetic process
Cellular component (GO): glycosylphosphatidylinositol-N-acetylglucosaminyltransferase (GPI-GnT) complex; membrane
Source: RefSeq, a predicted model, not a curated record
GGCCUCUGUAGCAGAGCUGCGCAGACCAGGAAGUGUCUUUGCAGCCGGGAGCAGGGGCUGGGGCCUGCAGGAGUCCUACUCAGCCUGCUAAGAGUGAGAAAGCGAGUCUUAGUCCCAGCCUGACUUGCUGGACAAGCAGCACUGUGAUAAGCCUCCAUCAGAGAAAGGGGACAUUGGGAAGUCAUCUCUUUGCACGCUCCUAGAGAACCAGCCCUUCCACGCACGUGGCUCUCCCAGAGCUGCGUGAGGGGAUCUCAGCUCAAGCUGCCAGGGUUUGUUGGAAGAAUGGGCUGUGCUCAGAUGGAAGUGAACCCUACGAGACACUGGCAGAAGGUGCUGUAUGAGAGGCAGCCUUUCCCAGAUAACUACGUGGACCAGCGUUUCCUGGAGGAGUUGCGGAAGAAUAUCCAUGCCCGGCAGUACCAGUACUGGGCAGUGGUGUUCGAGUCUGGGGCGGUAGUACAGCAGCUGUGCAGCGUCUGUGUCUUCAUUGUCAUCUGGUGGUACAUGGACGAUGGGCUGCUGAGCCCACAGUGGCUGUUUGGGGCAGGCCUGAUCUCUUCUCUGAUUGGCUACAUCCUGUUUGAUGCAAUCGAUGCAGGGGCAGGGAGGAAGGAGAAUAGGCGGACACGGUGGGCGGACCUGAAGAGCACCCUGGUGUUUGUAGCCUUCACCUACGGCUUCUCCCCGGUGCUGAAGACUCUGACAGAGUCAAUCAGCACAGACACCAUUUACGCCAUGUCUGUCUUCAUGCUCCUCGGCCAUCUGAUCUUCUUUGACUAUGGGGCCAAUGCAGCCAUUGUCUCCAGCACACUGUCCCUGAACAUGGCCAUCUUUGCUUCUGUGUGCCUGGCCUCCCGGCUGCCCCGUUCCCUGCAUGCCUUUGUCAUGGUCACCUUUGCCAUCCAGAUCUUUGCCCUGUGGCCCAUGCUGCAGAAGAAGCUGAAGGCGCAGACACCCCGCUGCUAUAUAACGGUCACUGUGGUCUUUGCCUUGUCUGCGCUGGCUGGGUUGCUGACCAUCUCCAGUGUUGGUGCUGUUCUCUUCACCCUCCUGCUGGUCUCCAUUUCCUGCCUGUGCCCUUACUACCUUAUCAGGCUGCAGUUGUUCAAAGACAACAUCCAUGGACCUUGGGAUGAAGCUGAAAUUAAAGAAGACCUCUCCAGGUUCCUCAUGUAGGCUCAUCCUUGGUGCUCAGAAGGCAGACUUUGCUGUUUGGAAGGACAGGCAGGACACCACAGCUGCCACCAACACGACAGACUUUGGCCUUGGAGACAUCUUGAGUGAUGAAAUUUCAGGAAAAAGGGUGGGUGACGUAUACCCUUAUAACAAAGUGUCAUGUAGGUCAGAAUAAAAGAAAUUGCUUUGU